Messenger RNA from Cinclus cinclus, 312 nucleotides. Its product is annotated as histone H4. Lineage: Eukaryota; Metazoa; Chordata; Aves; Passeriformes; Cinclidae. Gene Ontology annotation, biological process: nucleosome assembly. Gene Ontology annotation, molecular function: DNA binding; protein heterodimerization activity; structural constituent of chromatin. Gene Ontology annotation, cellular component: nucleosome. The record is from RefSeq and is a predicted model, not a curated record. The transcript has a single exon. Bases 1 to 312 code for a protein of 103 amino acids.
AUGUCCGGCCGGGGCAAGGGCGGCAAGGGGCUCGGCAAGGGCGGCGCCAAGCGCCACCGCAAGGUGCUGCGCGACAACAUCCAGGGCAUCACCAAGCCCGCCAUCCGCCGCCUGGCUCGGCGCGGCGGCGUCAAGCGCAUCUCGGGCCUCAUCUACGAGGAGACGCGCGGCGUGCUCAAGGUCUUUCUGGAGAACGUGAUCCGCGACGCCGUCACCUACACGGAGCACGCCAAGAGGAAGACGGUCACGGCCAUGGACGUGGUCUACGCCCUCAAGCGCCAAGGUCGCACCCUGUACGGCUUCGGCGGCUAA